This is a messenger RNA of Poecilia reticulata (guppy), 2825 nucleotides long. It is a transcript of the gene plvapb, whose product is annotated as plasmalemma vesicle associated protein b. Gene Ontology annotation, biological process: positive regulation of cellular extravasation; regulation of vascular permeability. Lineage: Eukaryota; Metazoa; Chordata; Actinopteri; Cyprinodontiformes; Poeciliidae. The record is from RefSeq and is a predicted model, not a curated record.
UCAUUAGGCUCCCUGUUCACCACCUCAUCAUUUCAGCAUCUUCAACGACAAACAGCAAAACCAAGGAUUAAAAAAAAAACAAAAAAAACUCAACUUCUACUUGGUAAACGUCUGCUUUUUCUUUGCAGAGAAGAUCAAGUCUGAAGAAUUAAAAAAAAAAAAUUUUCUUUGACAUCGAAUAAUUUCUGUUAAUAUUAUCACAAAAACCAGCUGCAGCCAUUUCACCACCAGCUGCCAUGUACAGCUCCAGCUGCUCCCGGGUCAAGCUCGGCCCAGAGGCCCGGCAGCCGCUGUACAGAAACAAAGGGAAGAGCUGCGGCUACUACAUGAGGAUCGUUUUCUUCUUUUCAUCCCUCAUCCAGUCGCUCAUCAUCGUCAGCCUGGUGCUCCUGCUCAUCUACGGACAGCCAGAAAAGUCUGCAGAGGAGGAGAGGGUCAAGAAGCUGGAGCUGGAAUUUAACAAGCUGAGCGCAGACAACAUGAACCUGACAAAGCAGAAAGUCGAGCUUGGAGCAAAGCUUGCUGCUAGUUUGGCUGAGAAAGCGGCUCUGCAGAAAGAGAUGGCGAACCUCACAAAAUUCAGAUCCAACACUAGAUUCAGCCCUCAGUUUCCCAUGCGCUGUCCUCCCUGUCUUCCACCACCUACAUAUAUCCAUAUUGCAAAGUGUCAGGAACGCGUCCAAAAUGAGACAGCACUUGUUAAAUCAAACGCCAAUCAGGUGGUUCACAAUCUGUUGUCCGAGAGGGACAACGCCUUCAGAGAUCGAGACAACGCCAUCAGAGAUCGAGACAACGGCUUCAGAGAUCGAGACGUCCAUCUCACGGAGGCCAGGAAGCUGCGCAGAGAUAAGGAUCUCCUGGAGGAGAAGCUCACCGCCUACAAAAGGAAGUGCAAAGAAGACUUUGUUCAGGCUCUGAGUGGGGUCCAGACUGUGACCACCACGUUUUUGAAUAAGAUCGACAACCUGUUCCCUCACUCGCUGACGUUCCACCUCACCUGCAAGAGCCAGAGAGAACAGCUGGAGACGAUAAAAAGCAACUGCACCAACCUGUCCAGGGAAGUGGAGAACAAGUUGCAGCCGUAUCUGGACCACGUGGGCGAGACGAUGACUGAGAUUCAAUGGCGCUCCAGUCAACUAGAGGUGCAAAACUCGGAUCUGACCUCCAAACUGCAGCAGUGUGAAGACAAACACAAGGCGGCAGUCGCUAAAGCUACCACGGAUUUAGACGAGAAGCAAAAGUUUCAUGAUCAACAGUUAACGACAUUACUGAAAGAGAAACUCCAGCAGGAGCAACAACUGGCCCAGAAAGACACAGAGAUUCAGGCGCUGCAUCAAAUGCUGCCCAGCAAGGCUGGCCCACCAAACGCUGCUUUCCUGCAGACUAUGCCUCAGCAGGGCAGGUAGGCUGCUACCAACAUGUCUGACGUGACGCAGACCUGAAGAGGUUGGUUGAUAUGAGUCGUGAAUCCAUCUAUUACCUGUAGCAUCGAUUUCCAAAGAACAGAAAACCCACAGCAACUUCGACUGUGAACUUUCAACUGACAUGUUUAUGUUACUAUUGUUAAGGAAUUUGACAAAACCUGUAAAUAUCAUUGGCAUGACAAAAAUACACCUUCCUACAUUUUCAGUACUUUGCAGAACAUACUAAACACGAUCAGAUGUUAAAUUAUUUUAGUCUAACCUUAAAUGUAGAUAAAAGUGCAACAAUUUCCUGGUUGAACCAAAGAAAGUAGAAAUGUUCUUCCAUGAGAUGUAAGAAUGAAGUUAGCACCAAGCUAUUGCUAUUUAAAGGGGCAGAACUCUUUUCAUUUUAUAGCAAAAUCAAUCAAUCUUCAGUCGUUUCAAAAAGGGUUUACAUGUCAAAAUAUCUUCAAAAAAUUGGACUUCACAAUUCAACAUGUUGAAAUUGGGCCUCUGCCUCUUUAAGAAGCUUCUGCUCUUUCUGACUCUCCGCCUUCAACAACAACAUUUCUCCAUCUAUAAUCAUUUUCAGGAGCGUUGCAAUGAGAAAUAGUUUUUAUAGCUUAGCAGAUUCACAGUUCCAACAAGUGUUAGCUAAUACUUGCUGCUGGGUUACUCCAUUUUACAUAAAAGUAAUUGAUUGAUUGAUCAUCAGUAAGUGUGAUUGCAUUUAUAAAGACAGGACUUCAGCCAGGUUCUGGUCCAGUUUGUUAACAUAAUGUAAAAAACCCCCAGAGGGAUACAGGUGUAAAUAUUUUUCUUGUGUGUCGCUCACAAACUAAAAAUGAACUCUGACUCACUCCGAAGCAGGUUUGCCCUCUUAUUGUCUCAGUGGUCGUAAAAAUGCAACAAAGACUCGAGACGAGGACACAUAGAGCCGCUGUUUUGUCUUCUACAAGCUAAAAUAGCAACAUUCAUGUUUCCUCGUAAUUCAUGAGCAGUUUGCACGAAAACACAUCAUCACGUCUGGAGUUAGCUGCUCUAUUUCUAUUUUUGUUUUUAUGGCGAGCUUAAAAAUAGGUCAAAUCUAUCUGCUGUCUGUUUUAUGGCUUAUUUUAUAGUUUUAGUAACUAUUAUAGGAACCGUUCUUUAGCUUUACAGCUUCCUUUUCCUUCCAGAAGUCAACAGCACAAAGGUUUCUGUUGCUGGAAAUAGAUGCAGGUCUUUUUUUUUUUUUUUUUUUUUUUACGAUUAUUAGAGGUCCAUUUUGGUACACAUCAAAAAGGGAAAAAAUAGAAACAUUGUAAAAGGAAAAUUUACUCCUCAAGUUCAGGAUCAGGUUGAAUUCUCCUCAAAGCUUGUGUAAAUAUUGUACAGAUUAUUCAUGCUGGUGAUUAAAAUUAUACAUUUAUUCUUCUUAAA